AAACCCGCAAUAUAUAUAGAGAGUUUUCCAUAUAAUCCAAGAUUCUAAUUAAAAAAGGUUCAAACUUUUCCUUUUUUGUGUCAACUCUCUUUCCUCUAUUCUCAAAACUCUUCAUUAUUUGUUUCCACAACACAGACCCUUUGCUACCCAAAAUCUUGUUUCUGCUUUAAGGGAAUUGCUGCUGAAAGUUUGAAGAUUUAUGUGAUGAUUUGAAAAAACAUCAUGGGUUCAGUUUGUUGUUGUUUCACUGUUUCUGAUGUUGGAGAUAAUGCUGCUGUCUCAAAUGAUCAAAACCAUAGCAGCUGCCAGUGUUUUAGUUGCUGCUUUCAGAACAUACUUAAUACGUGUGGAGCCGUAUUUGGUCGAGCACAAGAAACUGCUGUGACUUCAGCUAAUCAAGGCCCAUCAUCUUCGACUGUUGUAGUUACCAACAAUAGUUCAUGUAAUACAAUCAGUUCUCAGGGUAGAGUUUUACCAAAUAAUGUUGCUCCAAGACAGCCACAAGUGCAACAACAAGUUGCAUUAGGACGACAAGACAAAGGAACAAGUCAUUCACGAGUUGAGCCUGAACCAGUCGGAAAUGCUGAUGUUGAAAUAACACAAAGACUUCUACAAGCAGACAAGCUGAUUAAAUCAGACUGUGAAGGAGGAUGUAAAGAAGGUUGUCCCGAGUCCCCUGAGAAGGAAAAUUUAUCAAAGUUGGAGACUGGAUUCCAGUAUGCAGUUUCCUCAUCGGAAGAUGAGGAUGUAUGUCCGACAUGCCUUGAAGAGUAUACACCAGAGAACCCCAAGAUAUUGACAAAAUGUUCACAUCAUUAUCACCUCAGUUGUAUUUAUGAAUGGCAGGAGAGAAGUGAAAAAUGUCCUGUUUGUGGAAAGUUGAUGCAAUUCGAGGAGACUAAUUAGUGUACGGCGCUGAAGAGGAGCUAAACGAGAAUGAAAACCAGACGUAUAUGUGAAGAUUUCCUGCAACUUAGUAAGAUGUACAUAAUUCUUGACUACACUGGUUCCCAUCAUCUUAGAUUUACUCUGGAGUUUUUCCUUUCUUUGGUGUUUUUAACUUUUGAUUAUUUGGAACAUGCCCUGUUAUACAACGGAUUGAAGAGUAACGCGAUAUACAGUCAAGAGAACACUUGUUUCCCCUUAAAAUCUGUUUGGUAUUUAUACUUUUGGCGCCUCCCCUUUUUGAUUACUGCUACAUGUAAAGCAAGUGAGACCAACUACUUGUGCUAAUGAAAUUUAGAUGAUUGAUUUUAUCA
Nicotiana attenuata is the source of this 1259-nucleotide messenger RNA. Its product is annotated as E3 ubiquitin-protein ligase At3g02290-like. The transcript is spliced from 5 exons. Bases 223 to 906 code for a protein of 227 amino acids. Gene Ontology annotation, molecular function: ubiquitin-protein transferase activity. NCBI's taxonomy places the organism in Eukaryota, Viridiplantae, Streptophyta, Magnoliopsida, Solanales, Solanaceae. The record is from RefSeq and is a predicted model, not a curated record.